UAGAAUCCACGAGUCAGCGUAAGGAGGUGGCACACUCAUAUGUAUGACAUACACAAAUGUUUGUUCUCUCCUUUUAAUAAGCACAAAAAACAGUGGUCAGGUUAGAGUGCAAACUGUGGACGUGUGGAACGGUGCAUUAUUCAGUUUGCAGCUAUUUUACAACCAAAUAAUAAUACCAAUAUAUAAUUUUUGGUCUUAAAACUGCGCCUAAAGGGUUGUUGGCUUGGUUUCUAAUCUGCUCGCCACUAUGACUACUUCAAAGCGCCUAGCGGACAGGAAAAUUGCAAGGUUUGAAAAGAAUAUUAGCAAGAAAAGUUCAGAAAACUCUAAGAAGGGAUAUGCCUAUCCUGUGGGCCCCAUCGUGCUUGGAUUCUUCGUCUUUGUUGUCGUUGGAUCAUCUCUGUUUCAGAUUAUUAGGACAGCUACUAGUCGUGGGAUGGCCUAAGGCAGGAGGAAUGUUUGUGAAAUGUUAUAUAUAUCAAGUAGACAUGUCGAAAACAUAAUAAUUCACUUUAGAUCAGCAAUGUGUUGAUAAAGAGUGAAAUGAGAACUUAACUUUGCUUAAUAAACGAAUAUUUCAUUUCUUAUAA
Messenger RNA from Glycine soja, 590 nucleotides. Its product is annotated as probable stress-associated endoplasmic reticulum protein. Lineage: Eukaryota; Viridiplantae; Streptophyta; Magnoliopsida; Fabales; Fabaceae. Gene Ontology annotation, cellular component: endoplasmic reticulum. The record is from RefSeq and is a predicted model, not a curated record. Gene Ontology annotation, biological process: endoplasmic reticulum unfolded protein response. The transcript is spliced from 3 exons. Bases 248 to 445 code for a protein of 65 amino acids.